Molecule: messenger RNA, 1128 nt
Organism: Striga hermonthica
Lineage: Eukaryota; Viridiplantae; Streptophyta; Magnoliopsida; Lamiales; Orobanchaceae
Source: the annotation of a GenBank genome assembly
AUGGGCUUCACCAUGGGCCUGAACCUUCUCCUCCUCUUGGCCAUGGUCGCCACCAACAUUUUAUCUCUCUACCAUCUCUCUUCCAACAUUCAGUCCAAGCCCCCCACUCCCCCACCCGUCCCCGACCACCUCAUCCACCAGCUCACCACCAUCCGCGCCACCAUCAACCACCUCACCUCCCUUCACCCCUCCGUCGCCAAGCAAACCCCAUCCUCCGCCUCCGCCGCCGCGCCCUCCGAUCUCCUCAUCUACACCAACAUCGCACCCAUCGCCUCCUCCUGCAGGGACAACCCCGCCCUCCUCCACCGCUAUAUGAAUUACACUCCCUUCUCCCUCUGCCCCGCCGACGCCGGCCUCGCCGAGGACCUCAUCCUCCGUGGCUGCCACCCCCUCCCCCGCCGCCGCUGCUUCUCGAGGACACCCCCCUCCCAGCCGCAGCCGCCACUCCCGGCGGACCCGUUCUCCCCCCUCCCCGACCGGACGCCGUUCCUCCUGACCCGCUACGCCUGCCGGACUUUCUCCUGCCUCGCCGCGGGCUCGAAUCCCGACAUGGGCUUCGACAUGAGGGUCGAGAGGUCCAAGUUCGUGACCUACAGAUCUGAACUUGACCUCCCGAUCCCGCAGCUCCUGCAGAUCGCGGCGUCGGCGGGCGUCGCCAUCCGUCUCGCGGCGGACGUCGGCGGCGGGACGGGCACCUUCGCCGCACAGAUGAAGCUGCGGAACGUCACCGUGCUGACCACCACCAUGAGCCUCGGCGCGCCGUACAGCGAGGCGGUGGCCGCCAGGGGGCUGAUUCCCCUGCACGCGCCCCUGCAGCAGAGGCUUCCGGUGUUCGACGGGGUCCUGGAUCUGGUGAGGUGCGGGCGCGCCGUGAACCGGUGGAUCCCGGCCACGUCCUUGGAGUUCCUGCUCUUCGAUGCAGAUCGGGUUCUGAGGGCCGGCGGCUAUCUUCUGCUGGAUCGAUUCUUCAGUAAAAAAUUGGAUCUUGAGACGGUCUAUGGGCCGAUGAUAGGGAAGUUGGGCUACAAGAAGGUGAAAUGGGCCGUGGCCGAUAAGAAUGAUCCAAGUGGGAUUAAGAAUGGGGAAGUUUAUCUGACUGCACUUCUGCAGAAGCCAUUGAAUAAAUGA